ACCCGACUAGCAUUACUUUCUGCUAGAUAUUAAUUUGAUGCAAUUGUAUGAUCAUAAGAUCAAUUUUUCAUUAUAGUGCUUUUUCUAUUACGUGUGAUUCGUUUAGCCGUUUAAGAAAAAUGUGAUUAAAGCUUAUUAUAAAGAAAUAUAAAUGUAGGCACAUAAAUAUAAGGCAAGUAAACGUACACCAAUACAUUAAUUAAUUCCAAAGUUUACAAAAAAAAAAAAAUAAAAAAAAAAAAUUCAUACAUUUUAUAUGAAAUUAUUAUUGAAAACAUUUCGAAUCUGUCCCGAAGUCAAAUGUGAUAAUAAUUAAAGACAUAAUCAAGUAAUUAGUGAACACUUGGUGAGCGAUACUAAUAAUUUUGUUGUUAUUUCGAGUUAAAUUCAUUUAUAAAAAUAGUAAAUUAAUCAGAAAACUGAGUUAUGAGUGCGCUGCUUUAAAAACUUGAAUCUAUUUGUAAACGUUUUUUUAUGCCGAUAAAAAAAAAAAAAAAAAAAGGAAAUAAUAUCAAUCAAACAUGUCCGAAACGGAGGUUAACGGCAAAAUCUACGAUCAUCGUGUUUUACCGCAUUGGUCGAAUGUAAAGAACGAAACCAAUGGUUCUAUUCAUUAUUCCCCUGACAUGAUAUUCAAUGCUGGUCAUCGGCUAUCGAUUACAGGUUACAGCAUACUGUUCGUACUCUCUCUCAUUGGUAAUUCGACGGUAUUGUAUUUGCUUACUAAGCGGCGUUUGAGUAGCCGACAUACAUCGCGUAUUGAUAUUAUGUUAAUGCAUUUGGCAAUUGCCGAUUUAACUGUGACACUAUUGUUAAUGCCGUUGGAAGUUGCUUGGUCCUAUACGGUGGAAUGGAAAUCAACCGAUUUUAUGUGCCGUCUCAUGAGUUUCUUUAGAGUUUUUGGUUUGUAUUUAUCAAGUUUCGUCUUGGUAUGCAUAUCAGUUGACAGAUAUUUUGCUAUAAUUAAACCAUUAAAAAUGUCUACUAACCGUGGGCGAUUAAUGCUUUUGAUCGCCUGGUGCACUUCAAUUAUAUGCAGUUUACCUCAGGCUUUAUUAUUUCAUUUAGGUGAACAUCCUAAUGUUAAAAGCUAUUACCAGUGCGUUAUGUUUGAUACCUUAAGUCAAUUUCAAUCCAUUCUCUACAAUAUGACAACUAUGUGUGCCAUGUAUGCCUGUCCUUUAAUCACUUUCAUCUAUUGCUAUGGAGCUAUUUAUUUGAAAAUCUAUCGCGAAAGUAAACGUAUGAGCAAAGGCGUGGAACGUUUUCGCCGUUCAAACGAUGAUGUGCUAUGUCGAGCCAAGAAGCGCACUUUGAAAAUGACUAUCACUAUUGUCAUUGUCUUCAUAAUAUGCUGGACGCCUUAUUACAUAAUUUGCAUGUUCUAUUGGUUCGAUUAUAAUACAGCUUCACGGUUUAGUCCCUUAUUGCGCAAAGUAUUGUAUUUGUUCGCUUGUACCAAUUCGUGCAUGAAUCCCAUUGUCUACGGCAUGUUCAAUAUACGAGGACGGGGAGAUAACAACGCGAAUUCAUCAAGUAACCGUAAUCCGUCCGUGUAUCAACGUGGAGAUUCAUCAAGUCAGAUUCCUACAAGUCCCUUUAAUCUGAACCAUACUGAGAGCAAUAAAAUACCACCGACACGUACUUCGACAAACGAUAAAUUGGUAAACUCAUCGCUGGCCAAACUCAAUAAGGCAGACACAUUACCCAUGAUCUGCAUUAGUUGUGGUGACUCUAUUGAACUUACUAAUCUACAAAAAAGUUGUAAUACCAAUUCCAGUGGCAAAUGAGUAACGCCAAGGUGCGAUGAUGAUUAAAUUAUGAAAAAAAAUAAAUAAAAAAAAAAGUAGGCUUGCUUCCGCGGGCGUAUAGCACACAAACACAUCCAUACACACAAACACAUUUAUACAUACAUACACGUACGCUUAUCAUAAAUCAAUCAGUGAACAAUCAUUACGAGACAUUCCGACAGUUUGGUCGAAUGAUUGACAGCGCUAGGGAAGAGAAAGGGGGGAAAAGAAUCUUUUUUAAAAAUGCUUACAUUGACAAAUAUUGUGUUCGAAAAAUAGUAAGUGAAAAAUGAUGUAGAAAUAUUUUAAGUAGAAAAAGUGUUUGUACCCAUCGUUGUAACUCUUCUGAGAUUCCGUUCGUUGUAAUCUGAAAAAUACGCAUUAUAAGGGUGGGACUUUUCUGAUCUUAUCCCUCUUUCCCGUGUAAAAACUCGGAAAAAAACUUUAAAGUUUAAUAUAACUUUUAAUGUCAGAAGUAAAUCUCUAUGCAAAUUCAAUAAAAUAUUUGCUUAGCCAGUCUAAAAGUUCAACGUGAAACUUUCACGAUCGCGCAAAAUAAAAAAAACUGAAACCUGAAAACGAUUUGAGGUGAUGAGUAUUCGAGAUUCGCUUGAUAGCGUCUGUAGCUUUAUUAAAACGUUCAACUUUAUGCCCACACUUAAUUUACUAUGUAGCUGUAGAUGAUAAUGUCUAUAAACGAAUGCAUGUACGCACAUACCAACAUGUACAAAUUUGUGAAAAAAAAUAUACAUA
Molecule: messenger RNA, 2543 nt
Organism: Glossina fuscipes
Lineage: Eukaryota; Metazoa; Arthropoda; Insecta; Diptera; Glossinidae
Gene: AkhR
Product: gonadotropin-releasing hormone receptor
Exons: 7
Coding region: 522-1790 (422 amino acids)
Biological process (GO): G protein-coupled receptor signaling pathway
Cellular component (GO): membrane
Molecular function (GO): vasopressin receptor activity; adipokinetic hormone receptor activity; peptide binding
Source: RefSeq, a predicted model, not a curated record